CCUACACUUACCCUUUGUGUUUCUAUGUGUCUGUGUGUUUGUCUCUCUGUGCGAAUAAAUGCUUCAUGUCUUUAAAAACAAAACAGCAAGUAAACGAAAAAGUGAUUAAGUGAUUACUUAAACGAACAUUUCCCAUUAAAAAUCAACCCAAAAAAGGAGAAAAAGUGCCGCAAAAAAACAAAAAUUAUUAAUAAUACGACGACAACUUCCUUGCACUAAAGUACCAUUUGGGGCGCGUUGUGCGAGUGACGUGGUGUGCGUGUUAAAUAUUUUGCGUCUACGUUUACUUUAAUUAAUACAUCCUCAUUCUCGUCAAAGUUGUUGCUCGCACUGCCGUCCUUAUCUUUCGUCACAGUGGUCCUGUGUUUCAUGCUCAGUCGCCUCCUCAAGGACACAUACACAUAAACCAUCAUCACAACAGUAUGUGUGAUCCAGAAAAGCAACAACGGCAGCAGCAGCAGCAGCGGCUGCUGACUUCCGUUGUAACAGAAUCUUCGAGCCUGGCAUCGACACCUACCAACAAUAUACAACAGCAGCAAAUGUCAGAAAGCCCAACAGGGCCUACCAAACUGGCACAUCAAUUUUGGUUCUCAUAUCCGCCACCGGGCGCUGGCGGAGGCUCUUCCAACAGCAAGACAUCGCAAACGGACGAAGAGAAACAACGCGAUCGUCAGCGUAGUGAAAGAGAAGCAAAGAAGGAGGAACAGGACGCCAUAAACUAUAGAAAGGAUAGAGACGCCCGUGAAGCUCGCCUAUUGGACUUUGAAAUUCGUCGUCAACAAGAACGUGAAAAGAAAAAAGAGGAGCAAAAACUCUUGCAUCAGCAACACCAACAACAGCACCAGCAGCAACAGCAAUUGUUACCGAGUGAGGAAAGUCCUCCCACCACAUCCGGCCAAGCUCAACAGCAACAAGAUCUACAAGAACAACAAGAACAACAAGAACAACAAGAUACUCAGCAGCAGCAGCAGCAACAGCAACAACAACAACAACAACAACAAACACCCCAACAACAACAGCAGCAGCAACAACAACAACAAUUGAUUAGUGGCAGCAGCAGUGCCCCAACACCGAUCAUACCCACACCACCAGAUCGUGGUCUACCACCAGCCUUUCGCAGUCGCUCCAUAGAGCGUGAACAUCUUUACGAACGCAAACGGCAAUUUUCAGGAGCCGAAACACACGAUUUUAAAAAGCCGCUAAGUACGACACCAUCGCCUCAGGCUAUAACUGGACCACCACCGCCCCCUACACCAUCAGCAGCGGUGGUGGCGGGCCCACCGGCAACAGCUGCAGCUGCUACAGCUGCUAUAAUACCCAUCUUACCAUUAGGGGUUGCCACGUUACGUGAUGACUCCACCGAAUCCGAGGAACAGUCCAUGACAUGCACUCACGCCCAUGCCGAGUCAUGUCAUCGCAUUAUGUGUCGAGCCCCUAUAGCAUCACUCGAUUGCAUGGAGGAGUUCAGUGGUACGGGCGGUCAUCUUGAUUUCGGCCGUUCUCUGAGUUUGGGCUCAAAUCCAGCUCUACCGCUAAGGCCGGGCUCAACACCAACGCCCGGCUUACGUUACAAGAAUUUGGGUAAGAGCGGAUUGCGGGUGAGCAAUGUGGGCCUUGGUACUUGGCCAGUUUUUUCGCCUGGGGUCAGCGAUGAACAGGCGGAAGCCAUACUCAAGCUGGCCAUAGAGAGUGGCAUAAAUCUCUUCGAUAUAUCGGAGGGACAUUCGGAAACGGAAAUUGGCAAAAUAUUGCAAAGAACCGGUUGGAAGAGGACGGCCUAUGUUAUAACCACGAAAGUUUAUUGGAGUACCAAAUCGGAGGAGCGCGGCCUUUCGCGUAAACAUAUUAUCGAAUCCGUCAAGGCCAGUUUACAACGUUUACAAUUGCAAUAUAUUGAUAUUGUAAUUAUACAUAAAGCGGAUGCUAUGUGUCCAAUGGAAGAAAUUGUACGUGCCAUGAAUUAUGUCAUCCAGCAGGGUUGGGCCAUGUAUUGGGGUACCGCCCGUUGGUCUCAGGUCGAAAUAAUGGAGGCCUACACAAACUGCCGUCAGUUCAAUUGUAUCACACCGAUUGUCGAACAAUCCGAGUAUCACAUGUUCUGUCGUGAGAAAUGUGAACUUUAUUUGCCAGAGAUGUAUAAUAAAAUUGGCGUUGGCCUCAUGGCUUGGGGUCCCCUAUCCAUGGCCUUGAGUGAUGCACAAAAUGGUGAGAAGAUUUUUUUGCCCAAGGGUUCGUUUAAAACCAAAAGUCAUAGUUAUUCAUGGACUGAAGACGAAGUCAAUAGGAAUGCUGCCUUAUCGCCUCAGGGUAGUUGGAAUAAGGAACGCAUGGAAGAGGGUCGCCGUCACUGUGAUCGUUUGAAGGAUUUAGCAGCAUUGGCGGAGAAAUUGGGUUGCACCCCUUCACAGCUGUCCAUUGCCUGGUCAUUGAAACAUGAACCUGUACAGUGUUUACUUUUAGGUGCCACUUCUGCUGAACAAUUGCAUCAGAGUUUGCAAUCAUUACAGUUACUGCCACGUUUGUCGACCAGCGUUAUGCUAGAAUUGGAACGGAUAUUAGAGAAUAAACCGGUGCGACCGCCGAUGAUAUCAACACUGGCACUUCGGUGACAAUCAGCAUGCCCUCAGGGGCCACCUAGCCUUAGUGGCGGUGUCGCCGGCGGCAGCAGCGGCAUGGGUCCCUGUGGGCAAGAGUCGCCAAAAAACGAUGAAGUCUCAGCGUUUUGCGGUGAAGAUGGCGAUGCAAAGGAUGCCUCUAAACAAGGCUUUUGCGUUAUUCAGUGACGAAAGGAGUCUUUAGAUAUUGAUAAUAAAUUUAUUAAAGCAAUUAGUAGUAAAACUAGUCUAAGUAGUACAACAAUGACAACAACAAUAAGUAAACAUGAUUUACAAUUGCAACUACAACAACAGCAACAGCAGCAGCAACAACAACAA
This is a messenger RNA of Stomoxys calcitrans (stable fly), 2933 nucleotides long. It is a transcript of the gene Hk, whose product is annotated as zinc finger CCCH domain-containing protein 13. Gene Ontology annotation, molecular function: voltage-gated potassium channel activity; transmembrane transporter binding; potassium channel regulator activity. The record is from RefSeq and is a predicted model, not a curated record. NCBI's taxonomy places the organism in Eukaryota, Metazoa, Arthropoda, Insecta, Diptera, Muscidae. The transcript has 11 exons. Gene Ontology annotation, biological process: potassium ion transport; regulation of potassium ion transmembrane transport. Gene Ontology annotation, cellular component: cytoplasm; voltage-gated potassium channel complex. Bases 423 to 2609 code for a protein of 728 amino acids.